GUAGAAACAUGACGUCACAAUAUGUCGACCUUCAUAGAGGGGGUGCAUGCGGUUAUGGAGAUAUAAAUGCCUCAUUCUAAGGAGAAGAAGAAGCAAGCAGGAGGAAUUACUCCAGGAGAAACUACAGACAUACUAUUAUAAAGAUGGAGAUUAAGGAAGAACCCUGCAGAAUAAAAGAUGAAGAUACAGAGGAACAAAUAGACCCGAUGAAAGUGAAUGAGGACAAACAGCAUUUCACCAACGAAGAUGGAAACAUCAUUUCAAAGACUGAAGAGAAUUUCACACAGAAACGAGCUGGAAAAACUGGAGUCAAAGGAUCUUUCACCUGCUCUGAGUGUGGAAAGAGUUACAAACUGAAAAAAAACCUAAAUCAGCACAUGAGGAUUCACACUGGAGAAAAACCAUUCACAUGCACUCAGUGUGGAAAGAGUUUCACAUCCCAAGAAUAUCUCAAAAAUCAUCUGCGCUCUCACUCUGGAGUGAGAUCAUUCAGCUGUGAUCAGUGUGAUAAAACAUUUGUUUAUGAAUCAAGCCUAAGAAUACACAUUAAAACUCAUGCUGAUGUAAAGCCUCAUUUUUGUUCUUUUUGUGGAAAGAGUUUUUCACGACUGCAAAUUUUGAAACAGCAUGAGACGAUUCAUACUGGUGUGAGACCUUAUCUGUGCUCUGACUGUGGAAAGAGCUUCAUUACAUUGACUGACUUAAAAAGGCACCAGAGAGUUCAUACUGGGGAGAAACCGUACAAGUGUUCACACUGUGGAAAGAGUUUCUCUCGGUUAGGAAGCCUGAAAGAUCAUGAGCGAGUUCACACUGGAGAGAAACCGUACAAGUGUUCACACUGUGGAAAAAGUUUCGCUUAUUUGUCAUCGUGUGCAGAUCAUGAGAGAGUUCAUACUGGAGAGAAACCCUACAAGUGUUCUUCUUGUGGAAAGAGUUUCACCCAACUAUCUAAUCUAAAGACUCAUGAGAACAAGCAUUAAGAUGAAUAUCUCUAAAUUAUCAUUUUCAACAAGCACAAAUAGAUGUGAAUUAUUGUAUUGCUUUUCUUCUCCCUCUUUUUUUUUUAAGCAGAUUCUGUGUCUCAUCAUCAGGAUAAAUCAGUGUUUCUGUAUAAGUGAACAUUUACAAUCCAACUCUAGAAGACAGCAUUUUAAGGUUUCAUGAAUGAAGAAUCGGCUCUAAAUCUCCAUUUGCCAACUUCUUUUCUUCUUUUGGUGUCACUUUGACAGCGAAUAACUUUACAUCUGAGGCGUCCAAACUAAGACUCCAUUUGUCUUGAUUCAGAUUCCUCUCGGCACAGCUACUAGAAGACGUACAACCUUCAGACAGUUUGGUCACGUUACAUCUCCGUCAUCAAGCUCAGUGUGAGCCUGUGCAGUCGCUCAGCCAUCAGGAGUGCUUCUUCAGGGCUUCACUUUUCUCUGUUGAAUCUAUGGUGUCACUGUGUCCAUUUCUUUUACAGUCUAUGCUUCUGAAAAGGAAAAUAAGGGACACUCAAAACAUUUGUAAUUCACCACACAGCAAAUGUCAUUUCAUUGUCUGUAUGUGUAUAAAAGAUCUAUAAAUGGUUCUCAGACAUAAACACAUUUGGGUCAUUUGUGUCAAAAUUGACUGUAAUUCAUAUUAAAGACGUCUUAAUAUUCUUUUAGAUUACUUUUUCUUUUGGUUUCUUAAAGAAUCUUAAAAAAUAGUCUCGAUAAGUCGAUCCCCGAACGCCGUUCAUUCGCUGAACUUCAU
This is a messenger RNA of Pimephales promelas (fathead minnow), 1737 nucleotides long. RefSeq lists its product as uncharacterized. NCBI's taxonomy places the organism in Eukaryota, Metazoa, Chordata, Actinopteri, Cypriniformes, Leuciscidae. The record is from RefSeq and is a predicted model, not a curated record. Gene Ontology annotation, molecular function: DNA-binding transcription factor activity, RNA polymerase II-specific; RNA polymerase II transcription regulatory region sequence-specific DNA binding. Gene Ontology annotation, cellular component: nucleus. Gene Ontology annotation, biological process: regulation of transcription by RNA polymerase II.